AUGUUGUAUUUUUUGGCGUUGAUCCCAUUGACAGCCGCGAAUUUUGGGGGACUUUUCGGUGGUGGUGGAUGCGGUUGUGGUUUAUCCCUACCACCUCCUCCAUCACUUUGUCUUCCUCCACCACCUCCAAUGCCAUGUCUUCCACCACCUCCACCUCCAUGUGGAUGUCUUCCACCAAUUAGACUUCCAUCCUUGUGUCUUCCAUCACUUCCAUCACUUCCAUCACCGUGUGGAUGCGGUAGAAAGAAAAGAUCUGCAUCCAUUGUUAAAUCAUCAACCGAUUCCCAAUGCAACAGCCCACUCGCGGAAGUGAUUUUGGCUAAGCAUCUUGACACAAUCACUGAUUUCACAAAAAUGUCAGAAGUGACAGCUCCUCUACAUAGUGAAUUGAAUGGCCGAACGGGUGGGAAAUGGCUUGUGAUUUGUGGAGACAAUACACAACAACCAGCUGUUUGGAGGGGAGAAAUGAGCCAAUUCUGUUCGGUGACCCACAAGAGAACUACCUGUCAUGCCUUUCAAAUGGAC
Molecule: messenger RNA, 525 nt
Organism: Mesorhabditis belari
Lineage: Eukaryota; Metazoa; Nematoda; Chromadorea; Rhabditida; Rhabditidae
Source: the annotation of a GenBank genome assembly